This is a messenger RNA of Cinara cedri, 978 nucleotides long. NCBI's taxonomy places the organism in Eukaryota, Metazoa, Arthropoda, Insecta, Hemiptera, Aphididae. The record is from the annotation of a GenBank genome assembly.
AUGUCUCGUAAAGAUUUGACAUUGGUUGAAAAAAUUUCCAUUUUGUACAAAAUUAAGGCUCAACCUCAUAGUCUUCGUGAGUUAGAGAAAUUAAUAGGCAUGUCUAAAUCGGUACUAAGCCGAUUGAAAAAUAAUGAAAAAGCUAUUCGUGAACAAUGGGAAAAAUUAAACGGACAGCAAUAGUGCACCUGUAAACAAAAAAAGAAAGCGGGAAGGCAAAGAUCCCGAAGUAGACAAAGCUAUGAACGAAUGGUUUUCUGCUGUUACAGAACGUGGUGUUCGUAUUUCGGGCCCCAUGUUACAGCAGAAAGCUGAAUAUUUUGCUGAAAAAAUUGGACAUGGUAAUUUUAAGGCCACAGAAGGUUGGAUGAGUCGUUGGAAGGAUCGGAAUAAUAUUAAAUUCAAACGAUUUCACGGAGAUAAAUCAAGUGCUGAUUCAAACGGAGCUGAUGAAUGGUCUUUAACUAAAUUACCGGAAAGUUCUAAAAUAAAUAUUUUACAAGCUAUACAAUUUGUCGCUGACAGCUGGAGAAAAGUGUCAUCUGUUACGAUUCAGCAUUGUUUUGCACAUUGCGGUUUCAGAACACUCAUUGAUCUACCUAUUCCUUCUUUUGUUUCUAUUGAAAAUAAUGUAGCACAAUGCGUAGGAAAUGGGGAGUUAUUUUUAAAAAUUGAUGAUGGUGUGCAGUGCUUCAAUGAAAAUGAGAAUUACGAUAAUAUUCUUGACGAAAUUGCUGAGAGAAGUCUGCAAAAUGAAGAAAGUGAUGAAAAUGACGACGUUCAACCCGUCAAAAUUACAAGAGAAGCAGAAAAGUGCAUUGAUCAGCUGAGACUAUAUUUCAUGCAAAAUGGAAACGAAAAUGUCCCAACAACUUCACUAGAUGUUUAUGCAGAUUUUAUCAAUAAGCAAAGUCUUGAUAAAUUACAGCAAAGAAGAAUGGACGAUUUUCUGCAACCUAAUAUGAAUUAAGUAUGUAC